Messenger RNA from Acinonyx jubatus (cheetah), 3040 nucleotides. RefSeq names its product solute carrier family 31 member 2 (gene SLC31A2). Gene Ontology annotation, cellular component: membrane. Gene Ontology annotation, molecular function: copper ion transmembrane transporter activity. The transcript is spliced from 4 exons. The coding region runs from base 715 to 1146 and encodes 143 amino acids. The record is from RefSeq and is a predicted model, not a curated record. Gene Ontology annotation, biological process: copper ion transmembrane transport. NCBI's taxonomy places the organism in Eukaryota, Metazoa, Chordata, Mammalia, Carnivora, Felidae.
GCGGGUGGCCCGGGCGGGACCCUCGAGUGCCCGUCGCCCCUUGGCCGGGAGCGAGCCUUGGGGGGACGCGGGAGGGGGAGCUGGCGGUGGCUUUGCUUUGGGGUUUUCUCUUAUUUGUGCCUCCCGCUGGGAGUCAGUCCGGCCCAACCGGACGAGCGGUGGAGGCGCGGUGGGUGAAGACGGACUUGGCCGAGGGUUCCCUGCCCUGGGGGCAGUGACUUGGCGGAGAUUCCGAGAAGGCCCCCAUCAGGAGCUAAGGCCCGGUGCACUUCACGCACCGAGAACACGCCCGGGGGUGUGGGGGGGGGGGCUCUCUGUCGCGGCUAACCUGUGGUCUGAAUCUCGGGGCGGCGGGGGGGGGGGGAACCCCAGACCCAGCUACUUUCCAUCUUCCCUACAUUUGGGUAGGAAGUGGCAUUUCAGACUAUUUUUUUUAGGUGGAGUUCACCUGGGAGAGAAUGACAGCUUGCCAGACUCUUUGGUCUUCGAAGAAAUAAUACAUCCCACGAAGAAUGUCAUAGAAUUAAAGAUACAGGAAGCCAACACUGGUCACUUAGUCGAAGGCUCACCCCCCACCUCCUACUGGGUUUCUAAAAGGGGAAAUAGAGGGGAAGAGUUUGUGAAAAGCUCCGGAGGAGCCGGGCAGCACAGGACAGGGACAUAAGCUCCCCCCUGAACUCUUGGGUUUAUAAAUGAGAGAGCGCUUCUCAAAGUAUGCAUUUCAUUUUCUCCAAUGAGGUGGUGCUUCUGUUUGAUUUUUGGAAUGUCCACAGUCCUGCAGGCAUGGCCCUUUCCGUGCUGGUGGUCCUGUUCCUGGCCGUGUUGUACGAAAGCAUCAAGGUUGGCAAAGCCAAGCUGCUCCACCAGGCUGUAGUGAGUGUGUCCAUCCUCUCCAGCCAGCAGCUCACUGAGGAGACAGACCAGGAUUCUUCAGCCUCAGACUCGGCCCCGGUCAGCAGAGCCCGCCUCAGUGACAACAGCAACAGAAAGUAUGUGCCGCCUUCAGUAUUGACCAGCGCAACCUCCACGCCUCAGCAGGAAACUGGAAGGCUGUUCUGUGUCAUGACGGAUGGAAGGUUUCCAGUGUCCAGCGCGGUCUCGCUGAUGCAGCCUCAACGUAUCCAGUUAUCCGUGCUGAGCGGCUAAGGCUCCCUCCCCUGGGCACUGCUGAGAUGAGCACUUCUAUGGGUGACCGGCAACCUCUUUGGUUUGAUACAGCCUCUAAAGGUGUGUGGGGCCCGAACAGCACAGAGGGCUUUUAGAAAAUCUAUGCUCUAGAGAAGCUAGGUAGACUAAGCAUGUGGACAUUCUUCAGGGCCAAGUCACAAAAGGUAGCACCUUCACUAACCUGAAUUUUUAAAAAUUUAACAGACACCAGCUUUGUACGUGCCAGUGUCCUAAGCACUUUACAGUAUUAACUAAUUUAACCUUCACAACAAGGUAGGAAAUCUGUCCGUCUUAGAAAAGAGGAAGCUGAGCACUGUGAGUGGCAGAGCUAGGAGGCAGGGCCAGGCAGCCUGGCCCGAAUCCGCUCAUCCGCACAGAUGAGGGGGAGGCUAAGAGAGUAACUGGCUAGGACCACAUGAUGCCCAGUGGCACGAGGCUGACUGUAUGUAGACUGUGGGGACUGAAAAGUCCGUGCUGUGUAUUUUACCACAACAGUCCAGAGAUUCUGUUCCAGGAGAUCUGGGAUGGGACCCAGGGGCCUGUAUUUCUUAGAAGCACCACUGCCCUCUUCCCUCAACGCAGUGAUAGUCGCCACCAUGGUGGACCAGAGUCCAGGCUCUAGAAUAGGCUGGCCAGGAUCUGAAUUCUUGUCCUCUUGCUUCAUAGCUAUGUGACCUUGGACAAAUUAAUUUACCUCGAAGCCUCAGUCUCUAUAAAAUGGGGUAACAGUGUCUUCUGCAAGGGCCAUGGAGAUGAGACAGUCUGUAUAAAGCACUCAACAACAGAGCUGAGUCAGUGGUAGUUCUGUUGCCCAGCCCCACUUAUGGCGGACAAGCUCACAAAAGAUCCAUCUUCACAAAGGAUGGUGUCAGGCCAUGGGAAUUCAGGAGCCUAUCUUACAAACAUUUUAAACCAGGGAACGUUUUUGUUAAAAUUAUUCUUUUUGAAGACUGGUUGCAUGGUCUUUGGAAGAAGUAAAAUGACCACAUAUAUUGUCUCACUACUCUUCUUGGCAUUUGCCCUGGCCCUGAGUCCACAGGGAAAGGAAGCUGCUCUCAAAGAGAAGCAUCAGGGAUGCCUGGGUGGCUCAGUUGGUUAAGCAUCUGAAUCUUAAGUUUGGCUCAGGUCAUGAUGUCAGUCGUGAGAUCGAGCCCCACACCGGGCUCUGCACUGAGUGUAGAGGCUACUUGGGAUUCUUUCUCCCUCUCUCUCCACCCCGCCUUCCCUCCCCCUCUCAAAAUAAAUAAACUUAAAAAAGUGGGGGGAGGAGAAUCAGUCCCUCAGGUGCCAUGAUGAAUGAUAAUGCAGCGUUUGGACCCUCCCACCUUCUGUCCACGGCUUCCUAGGGUGCAAGACUGAGUGUGCCAGAUCAAGCGAACGAAAUGACGGGUUCUCAGAUAACCACGAUGCCCCAAGCCUUCAACGGCUGGGACGAAAGGGGACAGCAGAGUGGGGACAUUCCUUGAAAGCCUGAGUUCCGGGGUACCCAGGGAGUAUGUCAUAAUGCUUUUGUGCAUGUUAACCAACCCAGGUCUGUUACAACUCUUACCCUGAGAUUCCCAGAGAGGAGCACGGCCUGCCUUAGCACCAAAUUCGAUUUCUCCCCAAGAGCUUGUGUCAAGUUCCAUUGCAGACAUUUAUUUGAGUUUUGUUAAUUUCAAAUAUUCAUUGACCUCUUGUAUCAGACUUAAGGCAGAGAAAAGAUACAUGUCCCAGGACUGCAGGCAAGGCUGUUAACCGAACCGGGGUUUAGACAGUGUAAUCCGCCCUGGGUUCCACCAGGGAGACCUCACCCAAGGCGACAGGUUCUGUUGCUGGUGCACGGUUGAGCAUCGGGAGGCAGAUCAGUCUGAGUUAGUGAAGAGACUAAAAA